This is a messenger RNA of Agrilus planipennis (emerald ash borer), 2627 nucleotides long. Its product is annotated as probable aconitate hydratase, mitochondrial. Lineage: Eukaryota; Metazoa; Arthropoda; Insecta; Coleoptera; Buprestidae. The transcript is spliced from 8 exons. The record is from RefSeq and is a predicted model, not a curated record. Gene Ontology annotation, cellular component: mitochondrion; cytosol. Gene Ontology annotation, molecular function: 4 iron, 4 sulfur cluster binding; aconitate hydratase activity. The coding region runs from base 195 to 2570 and encodes 791 amino acids. Gene Ontology annotation, biological process: tricarboxylic acid cycle.
ACUACACCAUUUUUUGACAUAUCAGCUGGUAGACGGCUGGUAGUAAAAAAAUAGAACAUUUCCAAAACCAGUCAGUGUUUAAAUUUCAGUUAGUUAUUAGUAUUCUGUGUCACGGGUUUUAAAUAAGAGCUUGUGGGAAAUAUUACCUGCAUGUACAAUUUUGCUAGUUAAGUGAAUGGUAAUUGGUACUGAUAAUGAUGUUUUCUAAGGGAGUUUUGCCGCGACAAAGUGGCAAAGUUACUAAAUUAGUCUUGGUAGAAAUCCAAAAAAGAUGUUUCCACAUAUCUCCCUUGGCAGCAGCUGCAUCCAAAGUUGCUAUGAGCAACUUUGACAAGGAUCAAUACUUACCAUAUGAAAAGCUGGUAAAAAAUCUAGAAGUAGUUAAAAAACGUUUGGGAAGACCACUUACUGCAUCUGAAAAAAUUUUAUAUUCACAUCUAGAUGAACCAGACAAACAAGACAUAAAAAGAGGCGAAUCAUAUUUACGAUUACGACCUGAUAGAGUUGGUAUGCAAGAUGCAACCGCCCAAAUGGCUAUGUUGCAGUUUAUUUCAAGCGGCUUACCAAAAGUUGCAGUACCGAGUACCAUUCACUGCGAUCACUUGAUAGAAGCACAAGUGGAAGGCAAACAAGAUUUGGAACGUGCAAAGGAUUUAAAUAAAGAAGUGUAUAAUUUUCUUGCAAGUGCGGGUAAAAAAUAUGGGGUUGGAUUUUGGAAACCAGGCUCAGGAAUUAUUCAUCAAAUUAUUCUUGAAAAUUAUGCUUUUCCCGGCUUACUCAUGAUUGGUACCGAUUCCCAUACACCAAACGGUGGAGGCUUAGGAGGUUUAUGUAUUGGGGUAGGGGGUGCUGAUGCAGUCGAUGUCAUGGCAGACAUACCAUGGGAAUUAAAAUGUCCUAAAGUUAUAGGUGUUAAAUUGACCGGAAAAUUAUCUGGUUGGACCAGUCCUAAGGAUAUCAUCUUGAAAGUAGCCGACAUUUUGACGGUCAAAGGCGGUACUGGUGCAAUUGUGGAAUAUUUCGGCCCAGGUGUUGAUUCGAUUUCAUGCACAGGAAUGGCCACAAUUUGUAACAUGGGUGCCGAAAUCGGCGCUACAACAUCCGUUUUUCCUUUUAACGAAAGAAUGCAGAAAUAUCUAGUAUCAACUAAAAGAGAUACAAUAGGACAAGAAGCUAAUAAAUACCGUUCAGCUCUUUUAAAUGCCGAUCAAGGUGCCCAGUAUGAUCAAGUAAUAGAAAUAAAUCUAGACACCCUUGAACCUCACAUAAAUGGGCCUUUUACUCCUGACUUAGCCAGUCCUAUUAGCAAAAUUGGCGAAAACGCAAAAAAGAAUGGUUGGCCCAUAGAUAUCAAGGUGGGAUUAAUCGGUUCUUGUACGAAUAGUUCUUAUGAAGACAUGGGAAGAUGCGCCAGCAUUGCCAAAGAAGCUUUAGGCCACGGUGUAAAGUCCAAAAUACCAUUCAACGUCACCCCUGGAUCCGAACAGAUUCGUGCAACCAUAGAACGAGAUGGAAUAGCAAAAAUACUGAGAGACUUUGGUGGUACUGUUUUAGCAAAUGCUUGUGGUCCUUGUAUUGGUCAAUGGGAUCGAAAAGAUGUUAAAAAAGGGGAAAAGAAUACUAUUGUAACAUCUUACAAUAGAAACUUCACUGGUCGUAAUGAUGCUAAUCCCGCCACUCAUGCAUUCGUCACCUCCCCGGAAAUGGUAACUGCUCUUAGUAUCGCAGGAACCCUUAAUUUCAAUCCCCUCAAGGACGAGUUAACAGGCAAAGAUGGAAAGAAGUUCAAACUGUCAUCCCCGUACGCUGAUGAAUUGCCGAGCAAAGGUUUUGAUCCUGGCGAGGACACUUAUGUUGCUCCACCAAGUUCCGGAAGUGGUGUUAAAGUAGAUGUCGAUCCUAAAUCUCAACGCUUACAACUGCUUGAACCGUUCAAGAAAUGGGAUGGCAAAGACUACAUUGAUCAAACAAUUCUUAUGAAAAUUAAAGGUAAAUGUACAACAGAUCAUAUCUCGGCAGCUGGUCCAUGGCUUAAAUAUAGAGGACAUCUAGACAAUAUUUCCAAUAAUAUGUUUAUUGGUGCAACCAACUCUGAAAAUGGUGAAAUGAAUAAAAUAAAGAAUCAAUUGACUGGAGAAUGGGGAACGGUUCCAGAUGUUGCCCGUCACUAUAAAGCAAAUGGAGUAAAGUGGGUUGUUGUAGGAGAAGAAAAUUACGGCGAAGGUAGUUCUAGAGAACAUGCUGCUUUAGAGCCUCGUCAUCUAGGUGGCACCGCUAUUAUUGUUAAAUCUUUUGCUAGAAUUCAUGAAACAAACCUUAAAAAACAGGGUUUACUGCCUCUAGUAUUUGCUAAUGCUUCUGACUAUGAUAAAAUUAAACCUGACGACAAAAUAAGUCUUCUUGGCCUUAAAAAUCUUGCACCUGGAAAACCAGUUGAUUGCGAGAUCAAACAUAAAGACGGAUCUACAGAUAAAAUAAAAUUAAACCACACCAUGAAUGAACAACAAAUCGAAUGGUUUAAGGCUGGAAGUGCGCUUAACAGAAUGAAAGAAAUUAAGGGAUUACGAUAAAAAUUUUGAGGUAGAUGGUGAUUCUUUUAUGUAGCUGUGGAGUGUAUUUAGUUUUUG